Molecule: messenger RNA, 2324 nt
Organism: Lutra lutra (Eurasian river otter)
Lineage: Eukaryota; Metazoa; Chordata; Mammalia; Carnivora; Mustelidae
Gene: MAPKAP1
Product: MAPK associated protein 1
Exons: 13
Coding region: 365-1933 (522 amino acids)
Biological process (GO): TORC2 signaling
Cellular component (GO): TORC2 complex; cytoplasm; plasma membrane
Molecular function (GO): phosphatidylinositol-4,5-bisphosphate binding
Source: RefSeq, a predicted model, not a curated record
CGGCUCGGGGUAACAGGGCUGCUGCUUGGCCGGCCGGCGGCGGCGACCAGUGGGGGCAUGAGGGCGAGCCGGGAAAGAGGCAGUUGAGCCGGCGGGGAGGAGCGCCAGUUCCCGAGGAUUCUGAGAGUGCGGAGCUCGGGUCAGGGGCCGGGAGGCGCGGGGAAGCCGGGCCCUUCCCUCAGGAGCGUGUCCUGGAGCCGACCCGGCCCGUAGUGUGGCAGCAGCUUCAGGUGUGUUCGUGGACAGAGAGGCACUAUACUGUACCAGGCUCCCUUUAACUGGAUCUUGGCAGAUGGGAGGUGAGCACGUGAAACAAUAUGAAGAGGAGAAAAUAGCCUUUUAAGGAAAUUGGCCCACAGAAAGGAUGGCCUUCUUGGACAAUCCAACUAUCAUUCUAGCUCAUAUUCGACAGUCACAUGUGACCAGUGAUGACACAGGAAUGUGUGAGAUGGUUCUCAUUGAUCAUGAUGUUGACCUAGAGAAGAUUCAUCCUCCUUCAAUGCCUGGAGACAGUGGGUCAGAAAUUCAGGGAAGCAAUGGUGAGACUCAGGGCUAUGUAUAUGCCCAGUCAGUCGAUAUUACCUCAAGUUGGGACUUUGGUAUUAGAAGACGCUCAAAUACAGCUCAAAGAUUAGAACGACUCCGAAAAGAGAGACAAAACCAGAUCAAAUGCAAAAAUAUUCAGUGGAAAGAAAGAAAUUCUAAGCAAUCAGCCCAGGAGUUAAAGUCACUGUUUGAAAAAAAGUCCCUCAAAGAGAAACCUCCAAGUUCUGGAAAGCAGUCAAUAUUAUCUGUACGGCUAGAGCAGUGCCCUCUGCAGCUGAAUAACCCAUUUAACGAGUAUUCCAAAUUUGAUGGCAAGGGUCAUGUAGGCACAACAGCAACCAAGAAGAUUGACGUCUACCUCCCCCUGCACUCGAGCCAGGAUAGACUGCUGCCAAUGACCGUGGUGACGAUGGCCAGCGCCAGGGUGCAGGACCUGAUCGGGCUCAUCUGCUGGCAGUACACAAGUGAAGGACGGGAGCCGAAGCUCAAUGACAACGUCAGUGCCUACUGCCUGCAUAUUGCUGAGGAUGACGGGGAGGUUGACACAGACUUCCCCCCACUGGACUCCAACGAGCCCAUUCAUAAGUUCGGCUUCAGUACCUUGGCCCUGGUUGAAAAGUAUUCAUCUCCUGGCCUGACAUCCAAAGAGUCACUCUUUGUUCGAAUAAAUGCUGCUCAUGGAUUCUCCCUUAUUCAGGUGGACAACACAAAGGUCACCAUGAAAGAAAUCUUGCUUAAGGCAGUGAAGCGAAGAAAAGGAUCCCAGAAAAUUUCAGGCCCUCAGUACCGCCUGGAGAAGCAGAGCGAGCCCAAUGUCGCCGUGGACCUGGAGAGCACUUUGGAGAGCCAGAGCGCAUGGGAGUUCUGCUUGGUCCGAGAGAACAGUUCAAGGGCAGACGGAGUUUUUGAGGAAGAUUCACAAAUUGACAUAGCUACAGUACAGGAUAUGCUUAGCAGCCACCAUUACAAGUCGUUCAAAGUCAGCAUGAUCCACAGACUACGAUUCACAACCGAUGUCCAGUUAGGUAUCUCUGGAGACAAAGUAGAGAUAGACCCUGUUACGAAUCAGAAAGCCAGCACUAAGUUUUGGAUUAAGCAGAAACCCAUCUCGAUCGAUUCUGACCUGCUCUGUGCCUGUGACCUUGCUGAAGAAAAAAGCCCCAGUCACGCAAUAUUUAAAGUCACGUAUCUAAGCAAUCAUGACUAUAAACACCUCUACUUUGAAUCUGACGCUGCUACUGUCAAUGAAAUCGUGCUCAAGGUUAACUACAUCCUGGAAUCACGAGCAAGCACUGCCCGGGCUGACUAUUUUGCUCAAAAACAAAGAAAACUGAACAGACGUACAAGCUUCAGCUUCCAGAAGGAGAAGAAAUCAGGGCAGCAAUGACACUGGCCUCCAGCCCCAAUCUGUCACCAUAGCUCAGAGCCUGCCUGCCAGGGCCAGGUGGCCCUAGAGCCCACCCUGUGUCCUGCAGUCCUCGGGGGCAGGCCAGUCCCUGGCUCACAGGCACAAGGCCAGGGGGCUCUUGGGGGAAUGGAGCUGGGGACAUCCCCACGGGACUGAAGCCUGAGUGGCAGUGGCUAUGAUGAGCAGUGCCGGGGGCCCGAUGACACAGACGGCACCGCAGCCAUCCUCACUGCCCGACGGCCCUGCCUGAGGCUGUACAUAGCCAUGCCCAGACAUUUCCUUGCAACUUGAUCAAAUUUCUUAAAACAACCGAAGAACAAAAUUGUACAUUUCUUUUUUUUUUCCUUUUAAUAAACAGGUGUACUCUUUA